AGGAGAUCUUGAAUUGACAAGAAUAUUGUUAGGGCUCGAUCAAAGUCUAGAUACAGCUCUUAAUACCAACGGUUUAUUACCUCUGCACCUGGCUGUUCUCAGAGGCUCGGUUGUACUCCUGGAGGAGUUCCUAAACAAGGCUCCAUUAUAUUUCUUGUCUAACACGCCAUCAAAAGAGACGGUCUUUCAUCUCGCUGCAAGAAACAAAAACAAGGAUGCCUUUCUUUUCAUGGCAGAGCGUUUGGGCAGUAACGGCCAGACUCUUUUGCAGCAAACAGAUGAAAAUGGUUACACUGUCUUACAUACUGCUGCAUCCGUGGCUUGUGGUGCCCCGUUUAUUCGAUACAUUGUUGGUAAGAAGAUAGUAGAUAUCAGCAACAAAAACAAGAUGGGUUUUGCAGCUUAUCACCUUCUCCCACAUGAUGCUCAAGACUUUGAGUUGUUAUCAAGCUGGCUAAGGUUUGACACCGAGACUUCAGACGAGCUGGAUUUUGAUGAAGUUGAAAUAUGCUUAGACCCCUCUAGUCCACGGAAACCAUUAUGUCCAUUCUUGAAAUCAGAGAUCCGCGAAAACUCUGAUGAGGACGAGGUACUCCAGUUGCUGAAGCUAAUCGGAGUAAACACAUCAGAGAUAGCAGAGAGAAAGAAACGCAAGGAACGCGAAGUUGAAAAAGGUCGUGAGAACUUGGAAUAUGACAUGUAUAUAGAAGCAUUACAAAAUGAAAGAAACACGAUUACUAUAGUGGCAGUUUUAAUUGCUUCAGUUGCUUAUGCCGGUGGGAUAAACCCUCCAGGUGGCGUCUACCAUGACAUGCCAUGGAGAGGAAAAUCCUUAUUGGGUACAACGAAAGCGUUUUAAAUCUUUGCGAUAUGCAACAACAUCGCACUCUUCACUUCCUUGGCCAUCGUUAUUCUUCUCGUUAGCAUCAUACCUUAUAAGAGGAAACCCUUGAAGGGGUUACGGAUGGCCACGCAUAGGAUGAUGUGGGUUUUUGUAGGAUUAAUGGCCACGGCUUGUGUUGCAGCAUCUUGGGUGACCAUACCUCAUUACCAUGGAACACAAUGGUUGUUUCCUGCCAUUGUCGUGGUUGCUGGUGGAGCUUUGGCUGUAUCGUUCAUUGGUUUAGUAAAAAGUAAAAAAGAAUUACAUAAUAUAUGUC
Molecule: messenger RNA, 1160 nt
Organism: Raphanus sativus (radish)
Lineage: Eukaryota; Viridiplantae; Streptophyta; Magnoliopsida; Brassicales; Brassicaceae
Exons: 2
Coding region: 230-859 (209 amino acids)
Cellular component (GO): plasma membrane
Molecular function (GO): protein phosphatase 1 binding; protein phosphatase regulator activity
Source: RefSeq, a predicted model, not a curated record